Corythoichthys intestinalis (scribbled pipefish) is the source of this 3565-nucleotide messenger RNA. RefSeq names its product leucine rich repeat containing 23 (gene lrrc23). Gene Ontology annotation, molecular function: protein binding. The transcript is spliced from 8 exons. NCBI's taxonomy places the organism in Eukaryota, Metazoa, Chordata, Actinopteri, Syngnathiformes, Syngnathidae. Gene Ontology annotation, cellular component: cytoplasm. The record is from RefSeq and is a predicted model, not a curated record. The coding region runs from base 1616 to 2551 and encodes 311 amino acids.
ACUAUUAUUUAAGCUGCACACAGACUACUUUUUAUUGUGUCAAAGUUUCAUUUUGUCAGUGUUGUCCCAUGAAAAGAUAUGCUUAAAUAUCUGCAGAAAUACAAUGGGUGUACUCACUUUUGUGAUAGACAGUAGGACGUUUAUCACAUUUGGUAUAUUUCACAUUUGCCUUUUUUAAAAUACAUGAUCUAGCAGUCAAUGGCUGGCUAUUUGCACAGAAUUUCCCAUUCCCCUCCCCCCAAUUCUCUCUGCAGUGGCCAAGUCAUGUUUGUGUUUGACAAACAAGCGUUUCCAAUGCGUUGAGACAGUCUAAUAAUGUUGGAUCAUGAAAUUUGAGUUUCACUCGGUCACAGUAAAUAACAUUUUCUAAAAACAGUCUAUGCACCAAGAAUUUUUGAGGGGAUUGCUGUUUAAUUUAGUGCUUUACGUCUUGUCAUUCAGUGAAUGACUGCAAAUAGUACUGUGUACAUGUGAAUAUUUCUACCACUGAGGAACUUGCGUAUGUGAAUGAAAAUUGUUAUUGUACAGUUAUGAAUCCAAACUGUUCUUCAGUCGUUUCUCAAGAAGAUUGUCUUUUUAAUGUUUUGUUUUACAUCACUGUUGAACUGAAAAAAUGUAUAUGAUUGUACUUUAAUUUGUUUCCUGUGUUUUUUUUUGUUUGUUUCUUUGUUGUUGGUUUUUUGGUUUUUUUUUUUAAAAUGAGAAAACUAAACAUGGAGAAAAAAAUGUGGAAAAAAAUUCUUAAACGCCUGGUCAUUAUGAAUGCAACAUCUGUACCUCAACAAGUUCGCCUGCAUGUCCAUCUACUCCUUCAUUGUUUAUACAGCUCAUCCUCAUUAGUGUCUGUAGGUGAUCUGGAGCCAAGUUCAUCUGGUUUGGGGGAGAAGUAAGGUACUGAAUACCUCUAGUCACCGGCCAUUUCUAGACUUGUCGUUUAUACAGUACUGAAUUCCAAGCAAAACUGGUGAUUCCUUACAUGUGAAAACAUUUACAUAGAUGUGCUCAAUUCCAAUCUGCAUUAUCAUUCAACUUCAAAGACCUGGAAGGUAAAAGAUUACGGCAAAUUAGUACAUGUAUAUAAAACAACCCCAAGGUUUUUCCGUGAAUUGUUUCCAUGUCACAAACUGCAGUCUGGAGGUCCUUCCAACCUUCUUUCAAUCCAAUGUCAGAAAUAUUUUAAUAAGACAUAAAAAUGUGACCUAUAACUUUCAAACUUGACACAAUGGAUAAGAAUUUUAGCAAAACAAAAACGAAGUUAUCCCUUGUAAAAUGGGCCAAACAAAACACGUCUAAAAUUUUCAAUUAGGGAUCAAGUUUCGAGUUGAAAAGAUUGUUUGAGCAUAGGUGCACUCUCAAAACAUGGGAAAUUGUUUCCUAGAUGUCUUCUGUAACACUUUUUUUUUUUUUUUGCCUUCUGUAACCUUGUACUGCGAAGUACAAUGGGAACCCUGACGUAUCAGUUGCGUCACAUUGUGCGGCAGUCUGUUACCAUGGCAACGGACAACACUCGCCGUCCUCAUUUCUAAAACGGGGCCAAUCCUUGACUGAAAAUAAAUGUAAUCCAAAACUAACAUUUCCUCUCUGGCUGAAACCGAAUUGCAGAUGACUGAACCAAAUGGACGAGGAAGAUGUGUCGUCGGAUGUGGAAAACGGGGAAGAAAACCAAGACGAGGACGAAGAAGCAAUAGCGAUUCGACCCUUGGAUCAAGAUAUCAUAAUCCCAGGUCUUUCUUUGCUGUGUCGAACAGGAAAUGGAUUAAGACACGCAUUCAUUAAAGUCGUUUUAAAGGACAAACGACUAAGUGACAUGGCCGCGAUCAGCAGUUACGUUCACCUUCGCUUCAUGGACGUGUCCAACAACCGUAUUUCUGACCUUUCACCUCUGUCAUCCCUCACUCAGCUUCUUUGGCUUAAGAUUGACAAGAAUUAUGUAACAUGCUUCCAAGGGCAAACCUUUUCUCAGCUGGUCUACCUGCAGUGGCUGAGUAUGGCAGCAAACCGGCUCACAGAAGUGGAAGGUCUUGUUGGACUAGCUUUGGAAAGUCUAAAUCUUUCAGGGAACCGUAUCGAGAGAUUAAAUGGUCUCGAGAGUUGUCUUUUUUCUAAACUGGGGACUUUGGAGCUCAGAGGGAACCGCUUGACUUCAACCAAUGGAAUCAACCUUCCUAAUCUAGAACGAUUAUAUCUGGCCCAGAAUGCAAUUACAAGUCUAGAGGGCUUGGAGAAAUUAGAGAGACUCACUACUCUCCAUCUACGUGACAACAAACUUGGUACUCUUGAAGGACUUAAUGCCAACAUGAAGUGUCUUCAGUAUCUUAAUGUCAGCAACGACUUCUUGGAUGAGACAUGCCUGCGGGCCCUUGAACUCGUGUCAAAGACUCUGCGAGUGCUUAUCCUCUCGGAGAAUCCAUUGGACGGAACCACAGACUACCGGCCAUAUGUCCUGACUCUCAUUCCUAAACUGGAGCGUCUUGAUAAAGAGCCUGUCUCCCUGGAGGAGCGGGCUGAGGUGUGGAAGACAAUUCAGGAACUUAAAGAGGAAACAGGCUAAGUAAAAAAUUUGCAAUAGUUGCUCCACUUCCCGGAAAAGACUGGUUUGGGAACGGUUGCCGAUGUGGAAACCCUGCCUUCAUUUUGCAAAUAUUGUUGUGCAAUUCACUACAAUGUGUGUUUAUUUUUUCCACACACAGUAUUUCCCUGAGUGACUAGGCGAUUUUUACAGCGCUUCCUUGUGGGCCCCCAUCCAGCCGCAUUCUUAAAGAGACAGUAGAGCAUUGCAGCGCGGUCGCCAUCCACCGAGUCAGAUGGUGUUUAUGGUCCAUCGUUGAAAAACGUGCUGUUAUUCCAUUUACAUACGUCGUAACAGAGCUUGAGCUAAAAUGUGAAAAUCACCUUUGCAAAUUGCAUCAUUCUGUCUUGCAAGAAGAAGGUGCAGCCGUACUACAGUAACAUGUACUUUUACAACAACAAAGCAUCACUUGUUCUCUUGAGACCGAGACAAUAUACAAUCUAUGCAAGGGUUUUGGUCGCACCAGAAGACCUUAUGAGAAACUCGUGGGGCUUCUCAUUCUUCAAAUAUAGCUCAGGGGUUAUGAGACGUUGUGAUCUCAUUAAAUUGUUGCUUAGGUUUUUACAAUUUUGUAUUUUUAUUAAACAACAAAUAACAAUCACUGUAACUUUCAAGAAGGACGCAUAGCAAAAAAAAAAUAUAUAUUAACACAAAACAGAAAGUAUAAAAAGUAAAAUAUGCUGGGGGUUUAAUAAAAAAAUAAACUAAAAAAUUAAAUUUAGAACACAAAUACUUUAGAGCCUUUGGAUUAUUAUUAUUUUUUUUUUUUUUUAGUUUUAUAAAGAUUUAUUACAGUCAUUUCUUUUUUAAAAAAGCAAUAUAAAUAGGUUUUGUUUUGGAGAAUUGGUGACCAUUUACAAAGUUAUCUUGGCUAAUAAGCACAUUCGUCUCGAUCACGUGAUACAUUCUCUUCUUGAGCAUGUAUAUGCCAAAUAUUGUGAAUAAGUGAAUAAAACAUUCUUUACGCACGAUUACACGUUUUUGUACGUCAUAUUA